AUGGAUGUUCCAAUCAUGGUUGGAGAUUGCUACAUCCCUGCUGAUUUUGUAGUUCUUGAGCUGGAACACCAACCUAAAGACCCUCUUAUCUUGGGAAGGCCAUUCCUAGCUACUGCAGGAGCUAUAAUAGAUGUCAAGAAUGGAAAGAUUGACUUGCAUCUUGGAGAUAUAGUGAUGAAUUUCGAAGUAAACAAGUCUAUGGAGAAGCCAACUGUAGAUGGUCAAGCUUUUUGGAUUGGAGAGCUCGCAGAGACAAGAGAAGAAGUGCUGGAUGAACUCCUUCUUAUUGAUCCCUUGGAGCUAGCUUUGACAAAGCUGAGAAUGAGUAUGGAUACAUGGAAAGAGAAGCUCAAUGCUUAG
This is a messenger RNA of Microthlaspi erraticum, 360 nucleotides long. Lineage: Eukaryota; Viridiplantae; Streptophyta; Magnoliopsida; Brassicales; Brassicaceae. The record is from the annotation of a GenBank genome assembly.